Lachancea mirantina is the source of this 963-nucleotide messenger RNA. The record is from the annotation of a GenBank genome assembly. NCBI's taxonomy places the organism in Eukaryota, Fungi, Ascomycota, Saccharomycetes, Saccharomycetales, Saccharomycetaceae.
AUGGAUACUUUGGUGACUUUUAUCAUGGGCCUUCCAUGUCCCGUCGGAGUUUUGACACCGGUGUCGACUUUCCUGUCGAGCAAAAAAAUCAUAACGUCGCCAAAUCUUUUGAUGCAAAUGCACUCGAUCGUUUAUGUCGCGAUCGCUUACCACAUAGUGUUUCUCGUGAGCCAAUGGAUUUUGUUUCCGCCGUUGGUGCGUUUAAGGUUUGCAUGUGAAAAGCCUGAGAACGACAAGAAACCCGAAACAAAAGUGGACGACGAGAUAAAACAAGCGGAUCUCGUUAACCAGAGUGCAGUGCAUUUUGUGAGUCUGGUGCAGAGCCUUGUGAUCCUGUAUUUGAGUCUGAGUUACCUUUCGGGUCACGGCCGCAGCACGCACCCAACGCCCGAAUCGCGCGUGUUCUCGCAGUCUCCAAAGACAGACGUGGUAUGUGUGUUCGCGGUCGGGUAUUUUGUGUGGGACGCGCUCAUUUCGGUCAUGUAUUCGAGUUUCCCAUUCGUAUUACAUGGAGUUGUGUCUAUGGUCAUGUUCAGCAUUGGUCUACAACCUUACAUCCAGUACUACGCACCUGCGUUCCUGCUUUUCGAGCUAUCUAACCCGUUUCUGAACUUUCGCUGGUUUGGCAUCAAGUACUUACCGCAAGUUUCUGAUCGCAACCAUUCGUUCGUCGCGCGCGUGUGUAACGCACUUCAACUCGCGAACAACGUGAUUCUUAUGCUCGUUUUCCUGCUCGCCCGCAUCGUAUGGGGGUGGCUGAAAAUCGGUGAAUUGUGCUACGAUUUCUUUCAAGUACGCAACGAUCCAAGAUUCAGACCCCUCGAGACCGCCGUCAUCGUUGCUGGUAACCUCACAUUAGACGUACUAAACGUGGUUUGGUUUUCCACCAUGCUCGGCGUCGCUAAAAGAAUAGUCUCUAAGCGGGGCCGCGUCCAAGACAAGCCUGUCACCGAGGCACACUAG